GGGGGGGGGGUGAGUAAGCGAGCAGGCCGCGCGCGCUCUCGCCCGCCUGCCGUUUCCUAGCCCUAGCCUGUGAUUGGUGCAGGCCUCGAACCUGGCGGACCCGAAUGCCAGGCCCCGAAAGCGGCAGCCGAGGCGGCCGAGUCUCACAGCCACCGCCUCCCCGCUCGGGCCGAGCCCGCCAAGCGAAGAUGGAACACUGAGCAAUUAUGAUUUUUCCAAGGUCAACAAGACUGUCUAUGGGGAAAGUAGGGCAAAUCUCCUAGAUUCAGUCAAACUUGCCUUCCGUUUGAUAACCCUGGAAACCUGUGAAGGAGAGCACUAAUAUACAUGUUUUGUUGAUGGGAAACUGAUGUUGGAAGCAUGUGACUUGCACAGAGAGAGUUCAUGGGGUACAGUAUGACUGGUGUUCUCAUCAUAUUCCAUGUUCCCAUAAACAAGUACCAUCCAUGUAAGAUCAUACCACUUGGCUUGGGUCCUUGCUUUGUUAUGGCCAUGCUGCUAUCUUCAUCCAUGUUAUCAGCCAGGUUCUCAGACACAGUGCUCAGCCACUUCCGCAGCAUUUUUGAAAAGUUUAUGAAUGAGUGUAACUGAUUAUGGAUCCAGGUGGUGGAAGUCUUGGACUGCAGACACAGGAGUCCAAAAUGCCUCAUACCAUGAUUAUGCAAGAUUUUGUGACUGGAAUGGCUGGUACUGCUCAUAUUGAUGGAGACCACAUUGUUGUGUCAGUUCCUGAAGCUGUACUAGUUUCUGAUGUUGUCACAGAUGAUGGGAUAACUCUUGAUCAUGGCUUAGCAGCUGAAGUUGUUCAAGGACCUGAUAUCAUCACCGAAACUGAUGUCGUUACGGAAGGUGUGAUAGUUCCUGAAUCUGUGUUGGAAGCCGAUGUUGCUAUUGAAGAAGCUCUUGAUACCAGUGAUCAUGUAUUGACUUCAGAUCUAAUAACAGAAACUGUUAGAGUUCCCGAUCAGGUUUUUGUGGCUGAUCUUGUUACGGGUCCUGAUGGCCAUUUGGAACAUGUGGUACAAGAUUCUGUGUCAGGGGCCAACUCUCCUACAAUGGUUUCAGAGGAGGUUCUUGUCACAAAUUCAGAUACAGAAACUGUGAUUCAAGCAGCUGGAACUGUUCCUGGUUCUACAGUUACCAUAAAGACUGAAGAAGAUGAUGAUGGCAAGAGUACAUCUGAAGACUACUUAAUGAUAUCUUUGGAUGAUGUUGGUGAAAAACUAGACCAUAUUGGAAACACACCAUUAAAAAUCAGCACUGAAGUCUCACAUGACAAUAUUUCUAAAGAUGAUGGUUUUGGCUCUGAAGUUAUUAAAGUUUACAUAUUUAAAGCUGAAGCAGAGGACGAUGUGGAAAUUGGUGGAACAGAGAUUGUAACAGAGAGUGACUUUCACAAUGGGCAUUCUGUAGCUGGAGUCAUAGAGCAAGGAGGCGUUGGCAGAGUACAGCGAGAAAAGAUGGUCUAUAUGGCUGUUAAAGAUUCCUCCCAGGAGGAUGAAGACAUUAAUUGUGCUGAAAUAGCGGAUGAAGUUUACAUGGAAGUUAUUGUUGGUGAAGAGGAAGCAACAUCGCUCCCUGAUGCGCAGCUUGAAGACUCUGGUGUGAAUAAAACUUUUGUUCCUGUUGCAUGGGCUGCCGCUUAUGGAGAUGAUAGAAGACUUCCCAGGAGGUAUGAAGACUGUCAAACACCAGGAACCAACUUGGAGGCAAGAUUAGAAAACAAAAAUGGCAAUGCAACCCAAUUCUUGCAAAUUUGUGACAGCAUUAGUACAAACAGACUGCUUAAACAGAAGGCCAAGAAGAGACGGCGAGGGGAAGCCAGGCAGUGGCAAACAGCUGUUAUAAUAGGUCCUGAUGGGCAGCCUUUAACCGUCUACCCCUGUCACAUAUGUGGGAAAAAAUUUAAAUCCAGGGGAUUCUUGAAAAGGCAUAUGAAAAACCACCCCGAUCAUAUGAUCAAGAAGAAAUACCAGUGCACAGACUGUGAUUUUACAACUAACAAAAAAGUCAGCUUCCAUAAUCAUCUGGAAAGUCAUAAGCUGAUCAACAAAGUUGACAAGACCCACGAAUUCACGGAGUACACCCGGCGGUACAGAGAGGCAAGCCCGCUGAGUUCAAACAAACUGAUCUUAAGGGAUAAGGAGCCCAAAGUGCACAAGUGCAAAUAUUGUGACUAUGAGACUGCAGAGCAGGGGCUCCUCAACAGACAUCUACUUGCGGUCCACAGCAAGAACUUCCCUCAUGUUUGCGUCGAGUGCGGGAAGGGAUUCCGCCACCCUUCGGAACUCAAAAAGCAUAUGAGAACCCACACAGGGGAGAAGCCUUAUCAGUGCCAGCAUUGUGUCUUCCGUUGCGCUGAUCAGUCCAAUCUGAAGACACACAUCAAAACUAAGCACGGCACUGACCUGCCCUUUAAAUGUGAACAUUGUCCGCAGGCGUUCACAGACGAGAAAGAACUCCAGCAGCACAUGGAGUUAUUUCAGGGGCAUAAGACUCAUCAGUGCCCACAUUGUGAUCAUAAGAGCACCAACUCGAGUGACCUAAAGCGGCACAUAAUCUCCGUUCACACAAAGGACUUCCCUCACAAGUGCGAGGUAUGUGAAAAAGGUUUCCACCGUCCGUCAGAGCUCAAAAAGCACAGUGAAACCCAUAAAGGUAAAAAGAUCCAUCAGUGUAGGCACUGUGACUUUAAGACUUCAGAUCCUUUUGUACUUAGUGGGCAUAUCCUCUCUGUUCACACCAAGGACCUGCCUUUUAAAUGCAAACGAUGCAAGAGAGGAUUUAGGCAGCAAACCGAACUGAAGAAGCACAUGAAGACCCACAGUGGAAGGAAAGUGUAUCUAUGCCAGUAUUGUGAGUAUAGCACUACAGACGCAUCGGGCUUCAAACGGCACGUCAUAUCAAUACACACAAAAGACUAUCCACACAGGUGUGAGUACUGCAAAAAGGGAUUCCGUAGGCCGUCAGAGAAAAAUCAGCAUAUAAUGAGGCACCACAAAGAGGCCCUAAUGUAACUAUGAGCUAUGGAAGGAAGUGAUUUAGAAACUGUGAUGUGCUAAUUGGGGAAGAAAACUCUCAUGAACUGUUUCUCCUGGUUUCAAAGCUUGAUAUUAAGUCAUAACUUUACAUUCUUUGUAUUAAAAGUCUUUAAAAAGUGUUAGGGUUGACAGGGGAUCUCAAAGCCCUAUGAUUGUUGCUUAUCAAAAUCUAAAAGAACACUAUACAGAGGUGUGAAUGAAUGUCUGAAAAAGCUGCAGAAAGAGACCUUGAAUGUCUUGUUUAAAGUAUUAUAUACAUUGUUAAGCUACAGGAAAAUACUGAGACAGUUACCUUAGCCCUUUUAUCAAUAAUGCCAGUUGUCUCCUUGAUGAAAACUGGAGACCAGUGUUCUUCAGAAAUGUUUGCUAAGGCAAGUCAACCAUAUGCAGUUUCUGAGGAGCUGGAUGGUAGUAGUCCCUUAGGUCAUUACAUUCUUAAAUUGUGCUGGGCAAUGGUAUUCAAGAACUGGUCAAAAUCUGAGGUCUGUCCUGGUUUUUUUUCUUUUCCUUUCAAAGCAAACAUUUCAUCUGGGAAAUUUUGUUUCCUUCAUUAAGUUAGGUUGAAAAAGUAAUUUUAAAACAUUUUUUCAGAGCUGCUAACCUAUUUUUAUUGCAGGAUACGGUGUUUGAAAUAUAGCAUUAUGUUUUUGAGCUCAAAAAGGUGUUGUUCGGUGCUAGGAUUAAAGACGUGUAUGUAUAUAAUUUCCCUUUUUAUCUAAAGCUGCAGUUGAAUGUUCAGUAUGGCACUUGUGACAAAAAAGUACCUUUUGACUGAUUUAAAGAUUUAUUUUUAAUGAAAUAAAUAGAUGGAUGCAGCCGAUGGUGCUAAGACUUGGCACAGUUCUUUUUCUUGCUACUUUAAUAUCUUCCCUGAAAAAGAGAAUCAAGAUUGAAAGAACAGAACAGUUGAAAAUUGCCUAGAGAACCUUUAGGGGGCAGUGUUCCUGCCAGGUAGGACUCUUGUCAUUACCUGCCAAUAUAAAAUUUUCAGCAUAGACUUGAAAAUUGCACCUUUUAAUCAACCCAUACAGAACCUAUUACCAUAUUAUAAACACGCAUUCUCAAUCUGUAAGAAAGUUAUAUAUGCAGUAUUUAACCAGAACAAUAUGCUGCCACUAGAGUUUGGAGGUGGAUCUUCAGUUUACAGUGUAUACAUUUGAAAUAUGCAUCCCUUUAAACAAUGCUUUGUGUUAGCAUGCUGCAAAUCAAAAUGGCGCUUAAUAUAACAAGCUGGUCUAGGGCUAUUUAAUUAAAAAAAAAACCUGUUCAUAAAUGUUAUGCAUAUAAUGUGUAAUUUUUUUAACUUUUUUUUUUUUAAGUUGCUUCAUGUUUGCACACAGCUGUUCACAUGAUAAAUUGUAACUUUACUUCAUGCUACUAUAUUGUGGCUUUGUGUUUCGGAUAAUGUUCAUACUUUGUUUUUGCACCAGAUGAGAAUCAGUUCCUUGAGAAUAAAUUUUUUUUAUAUUUCUAAACUUCAGAAAGUUAACUUUGGGAAACCUUAGAGAACUACUUGUGUUUUAUGUGGCUGUAAAAAAUGAUGUACACGCUGUAAAAUAAGAUUGUCACUGUUAUGUGGGAUUAUUAUUUCUAAUUGUGUUACUCAUUGUAAUGAGCAUACAAUAAAAUGCAUCUCUUGCACUCCA
Messenger RNA from Heteronotia binoei (common prickly gecko), 4687 nucleotides. RefSeq names its product zinc finger protein 711 (gene ZNF711). Bases 594 to 3017 code for a protein of 807 amino acids. The record is from RefSeq and is a predicted model, not a curated record. Gene Ontology annotation, molecular function: RNA polymerase II transcription regulatory region sequence-specific DNA binding; DNA-binding transcription factor activity, RNA polymerase II-specific; metal ion binding. NCBI's taxonomy places the organism in Eukaryota, Metazoa, Chordata, Lepidosauria, Squamata, Gekkonidae. Gene Ontology annotation, cellular component: nucleus. The transcript has 11 exons. Gene Ontology annotation, biological process: regulation of transcription by RNA polymerase II.